AGUUUUUGAACAACAGAACUCUAUUAAAAAUCCAGUUGUUUUCAAAUUUCUGUCAGAGGCUCAAAAAAAAUAAAACAAAUCUUCGAUUAAUUUUGAAAUCCCGAUAGGUCGACGUCGGCGUUUUGCAACACUUGCGCCGCGGAAGCACAACAAAAGAAUUUUGCAACACCAGAACUUUUCUGCUCUAUAAUUACAUUCCUCAACUAAAAAUAAAGUUGUAAACAGCGAUAUACUAACUAAAAAUAGUGCAAACAUGAGCUCGGCUCGUUUUGCGCGUUCCGGACGCGUCCGGAUCUGCAUUCUGAUGAGCAUGUUCAUCGUGCUCAUCAUGAUGAUAGUCAUCUACCAAAUGUCCCAGCACCAAUUGGACGAGAGCCGCGCCUUCCAGGAAGGUCUGAACGUCCAAAUGCAAUCUCUCACCGCCGAUAAGGUGACUGCGGAGAAGCGGAUGAGUUUGUUGCGCACCGAGAAGAUGAGUCUGCAGGAGAAGUACGAGGGCCAGCUGGCGGAGGCUGUUCAGAAGCAGCAGGAGAUAGAGCGCGCCCUGCAGGAGAAGUUUGACGCACAACUUGAGAAGUACAAGCUGCUGGAGGGCAAGUACUCGGACCUAGAGGCGGAGUGUCUUAAGAGCAAGAAGAAACACAUCGAGGACACCAACGCCUUUGAUCAGAAGCUGCAAAAGCUGCUGGCCGAUGUGCACAAAGACAAGGCCAGCAAGGAACAGGAAGUGUCGGCCUGGAAGGAUAAGCUGGAAAAGCUACAUCGAGACUCAGAGCACAAGAUACACGCCCUGGAGGCCACCAUCUCAGAGUUCAAGGCGAACUGCCAGUAUGUGCCCAAGGUGCAGCCAGCAGAGGCUCCGGCCCACGGCCACCAGCAGCAGCUUAACAAGCCGGGAGACCUCACACCCACAACAAGAAACUCCAGUCCAGCCCAACUGGCUCAUAGCAUCGAGAAGCCUCGCAACGAGAAGUCCUUCGAUGCCCAAGUGCAAGUGAGUGACGGCGUCUACAGGAUCGGCGGCGGGGUAAAUCUAACAACUAACCCAAAACAAAACCAAACUUACUCAACUACUAACACUACGAUUAAGAGCAAUGGUGGCGGGGCCAAGGAUAAGGCGCAACGGCCGGAGCAAGAGCCACUGCUCACCUUUGCCGUUCGCAACAACCACAGCUUGAUAAUAAACUCUGUUGAAAACUUUCAGAUUGUGCCUGAGAAGCAGCAGCAGGAGGAACCGCAGCUUUCCGGCGGUCCAAUUUCCCCUCUGAGCGCUCCCCGCAAGAGCAGCACUCAGUCGUCGGCCGGCGAACUGGCCGUCAAAAGCGCUGGCGAGGCUCCGAAUGCCUCCGUGGCCCCCAAGGUGAGCAGCAGCGGCUUGCCGCCGCUUGCCAAGCCUCCGGCUAAGGCGGAGCGCAAACUGCCUGAAAACGUAGCCCCCAUUCCCGAAAACUUCUAUGAAAACAAAAUGGACGGCAAGGGCGAUGCCGGCGACAUAGACACCGCUGCCGAGGAGCUACCAAAGAACGAGAACAAUAUCCGCUAUGCAAAUGCUGUAAAUGAUCUAGAGAACACCAAGAAUCUAGGUGUUGCGCCCAAGCCUAACGAGGACUCUGGCGCCCACGAGGUCAAGGAUGCCUUGAACGAGCCCAGCUUCAAUUUACCAGCAGCCGGAGGUCAAAACUUCUUUGAUGGGGAUUUGCCAGCACCGGGUCCCGGACCCGUGCCCGAUGAGCCGGCUAAACAGAUGGCUGAGGCAGUUGGCGCUGUCGGCGGUGGCGAGGGCGACGACGAUGAUGAUGUCGGCGAUGUGGCCGUGAAGCAGCCGCAACAUCUGCUCGACACUGACAAUCUGAACAACGAGAUCGUAGCUGAUCAAGGUAAGGAGUUUGCCGAGGGAGGCAUCCAUCUAGAAGAUGGCCUUGAUGAGGAUCAAGAUGAGGAUGACUACUCCAAUGUAGCGGCGCGCAAGAAGGGAGGCGAGGCGAUUAGACAUUAGGAGAAAUUCGUUUAACAUCUACCGGCAAGUGUGCAAAAGAAUAGAAACCCAACUCCUCCCCUUUAGGCUAAAAACGUGCUCGCGCAAGCAUAGAAUUCAUGGAUCUGAAUACAAAACUUAAUUGAAUAUGUACUAUAAUGGGAGAAUAUACAACCAGGUCUAUAUGGGUGUGAGCACGCCCUAAUUAGUUAA
This is a messenger RNA of Drosophila serrata, 2188 nucleotides long. RefSeq lists its product as uncharacterized. The record is from RefSeq and is a predicted model, not a curated record. Lineage: Eukaryota; Metazoa; Arthropoda; Insecta; Diptera; Drosophilidae.